Molecule: messenger RNA, 1490 nt
Organism: Plasmopara halstedii
Lineage: Eukaryota; Oomycota; Peronosporomycetes; Peronosporales; Peronosporaceae
Exons: 1
Coding region: 565-885 (106 amino acids)
Source: RefSeq, a predicted model, not a curated record
AAAAAGCAAAGCUAGGAGCACAUACUUGAAAUGUGGCAUUAUUUUUUGCGAUGAAAAAGCGAGUUUCUUCCGUAAAAUAUGUGCCAAUGAUUUGGAUGCGCUAGAAAAUCCGCUGUCACUCACUCGCUCAAUGGAGAAACUAUCGUGAGCUGAUGUAUCUGCUCUAAUGCACAACUUAUUGCAAAGAAUGAAAUGAUGUGCAUUGACAGAAACUUCAACCGAAUAUAAGACUCUUGAUUUUAGGUCGGCAGCUGCACCAAGAUAUACGCAGCCAUGACAUCACCGAAAUGUCCACUUUUCGCAGCACCUUCAAUGCAAUGCCGGAUACGAUCGCAAGGAUAACACCCUUUGAUGAGAAAUCAUGUGCGUAAUUCUGUGAUUCCUCUUCCCGCGUUGGAUCCUCGCUUUUGAUGUAGGUGAUGAUGGUCAAAGAAGUAAAACCCAUUAUUAUGUUAUGAAGAGCAUUCUUACGCCAUUUUGUUUGAACUCAUACAGUUUAUUUUUGACAGAUUGAGAGGCGUAUAGGUUUUACUGGAAGACACUCGUUUUAAAUUGAAAACCGCGAUGGGAUUGAUUUCAGUUUUGCUCGAGCAGCCUUUGGUAACGUUAGUGAUGUGGAAAUGUCGACAGGAAAUUUUGGUGUUGGCCGUCACUAAAAUAUACUGUGUACCCCGGUCGGUGGCCUACUCUUCAACAAUUGAUAGACACUUCUCAAGGGGUAUGUUCUGCGAGCAUGGUGAUCUGCUCUCUUUGACGCUGGAUCCGCUCUUAAAUUCAAGGACAAAUGGAAAGCGUAGAAUGGGGACAAGCUUGGCUCUCACGGUUGCACAAAGCCGUAUUGGAAGGAUCUGCUUUUCCAUGACAGCCCCGAGAUCGUCACUUUAAUGUUUUUCAGAUUGUCAAAGCCGGCAAACUUUGUUCGGAGAGACGAAGGGGUAGAUUGCAGUGCAUUGCCAAAGUGGUCUCCAAGACUUCUGCACCGUAUAUGUCGAGGAUUAAAAGUCACUUCAAGGCUUGUUAAUUUGAUAGUAGGCUCUCUUGCAACUGAUGGCUACGGCCAACAGUUAAGCCCUGAGUGACUGGUUUUUCGAGCAUAAAUCCAAACGUAUGAUCACUCAGUCAGCUGCCACCCGUUUCAGUCUACUGUCCAGGUAUCUGCGACCGUACCUUCGUUGGUGCACAACGUACCUCGUCGUCGUAAGGUGUGCGGUAUAAAUGCUGUUAUAAACGAAUGGUUAAAAGACCUGCGUCCUCACUGAUAGUCCGAUAAUGUACGCUAGUGCUCCACGUAUGAACAGUCACUUUGUGCGCGUUUUGGGCCUCGUUACCUCUAAAAAGCUAAACACAUGUAAACACUACAAUGUCGAUUGCGUCGUUCGUGGUACACUUUAUUGAAAUAAAUUGAGGGGAUAUUCUAAUAUGAAUCAAGCCAUUCGUUUGGCAGCAAGAGAGUUGUAUACGAAACUAACUCUUUCUGUAGUCAAAUAGCU